Aspergillus candidus is the source of this 1572-nucleotide messenger RNA. RefSeq names its product vacuolar protein sorting-associated protein 26. The coding region runs from base 120 to 1214 and encodes 364 amino acids. The record is from RefSeq and is a predicted model, not a curated record. NCBI's taxonomy places the organism in Eukaryota, Fungi, Ascomycota, Eurotiomycetes, Eurotiales, Aspergillaceae. Gene Ontology annotation, cellular component: retromer complex; endosome. The transcript is spliced from 5 exons. Gene Ontology annotation, biological process: retrograde transport, endosome to Golgi; intracellular protein transport.
CCACUCUCACGAUCACACUCGGUCGGUUCCUAUUCCUAUCGAACGACUCCACGAUCUCCAAUUGCCAUUAGCCCCGUCUCUGUCAUCCCUUCUCCGCUUCCUUCCCUUCCCUCCCCGCCAUGACGUCUCUCUUCUUCUCCACCCCCGUUGACAUCGACGUCGUUCUCGACGACGGCGAUGACCGCCAGUCGGUCGACGUCAAGCUCGACAAGGGCCGUCGCGAACGGGUCCCGCUGUACAUGGAUGGCGAGUCGGUCAAGGGUGCCGUGACGGUCCGACCCAAGGAUGGAAAACGAUUGGAGCACACCGGCAUCAAGGUGCAGUUCAUUGGAACGAUCGAAAUGUUCUACGACCGUGGCAACCAUUACGAAUUCCUCUCCCUGGUGCAGGAACUCGCCGCCCCCGGAGAAUUACAACACCCCCAGACCUUCCCCUUCAACUUCAAGAACAUCGAGAAGCAGUACGAGUCCUACAAUGGCAUCAACGUCAAGUUACGGUAUUUCGUCCGCGUCACGGUCUCCCGGCGCAUGGCCGACGUAGUCCGGGAGAAGGACCUGUGGGUCUACUCCUACCGCAUGCCCCCAGAGACCAACAGUCCCAUCAAGAUGGAUGUGGGUAUUGAGGACUGCCUUCAUAUCGAGUUUGAAUACUCCAAGUCGAAGUACCACCUCAAAGAUGUCAUCGUGGGGCGGAUCUAUUUCCUUCUUGUGCGCUUGAAGAUCAAGCACAUGGAGCUGUCCAUCAUCCGACGCGAGACGACCGGUUCGCCUCCCAACCAGUAUAAUGAGAGCGAAACGUUGGUGCGGUUUGAGAUCAUGGAUGGUUCGCCUUCACGAGGUGAAACGAUCCCUAUCCGUCUGUUCCUCGGCGGGUUCGACUUGACGCCCACCUUCCGCGACGUGAACAAGAAAUAUUCGACUCGUUACUAUCUGAGCUUGGUCCUCAUUGACGAAGACGCCCGCCGUUACUUCAAACAAUCCGAAAUUGCCCUCUACCGCCAGGCCCCCGAGAUCGCCUCCACGCCGCAGAUAGCCCAACAGCAACUGAUCCAACAAGAGCAGAUUCAGAAUCAAUACCAGCAGCAGUUGCCCCCCGGUUCAGCCACCACCGGACCCGGACGCGAGGCACGUCACACUCCCAGCCAACAACAACAACAACAACAACAACAACAACAACAGCCUCAACCUCAGCAUGUGACCGCUCCGGCGGCGUAGUCCUCGCCUGACCAGCUAGCUAGCUGACUGACUUUCUACGCGAUGUGGUUUAUCUAAUACCUUAUAAACCCAUCUACCUGUGUGUAUGUCUACCUGCCUGCAUCCAAUUCGGCGGCGGCCGUCGAGCUGGUCCGAUCAGCCGGCCGCUCAUUCCCAUGUCUUCGAGCCACAUUUAUACCCUCCCGCCUACCGCUGUCCUUUGUCCUCUGUAUGUCUGAUAAGCAAGCGUCUAUCAUCAUCAUUAUCUCUUUGUUCUCGACCGGGUAAUCUAUCAUGUGAUGUCCUCUCUCUCUCUCUUCCGGUCUACCUACAAUCUAGACCUCCGUCCUACAUGUCGCUAUAAACAGGCGAAGCAAAA